Molecule: messenger RNA, 2441 nt
Organism: Fundulus heteroclitus (mummichog)
Lineage: Eukaryota; Metazoa; Chordata; Actinopteri; Cyprinodontiformes; Fundulidae
Gene: cdkal1
Product: CDK5 regulatory subunit associated protein 1-like 1
Exons: 15
Coding region: 150-1853 (567 amino acids)
Biological process (GO): tRNA methylthiolation
Cellular component (GO): endoplasmic reticulum
Molecular function (GO): 4 iron, 4 sulfur cluster binding; tRNA (N(6)-L-threonylcarbamoyladenosine(37)-C(2))-methylthiotransferase activity
Source: RefSeq, a predicted model, not a curated record
CGCUUGCUGUACACCUACAACUAUGGCAGCUCUGGAGUUGUGAUGUUCAUUUUUGUUGUGUAAAUAAUCGUAUUUUUUCUUUUUAAACAACCUUUUCCUUGAGACUCCUCUUUACUUGACCCAAUAAGGACAUCAGAGCCCAGACCACCAUGCCGUCCGGCUGUGACCCCCUGAUCGAAGACAUUGAGGAUAUGGUGUCUUUCAAUGACCCCACUCCUCAUGACAGACAGUCCGCAAGAAAGAGUAUCAUGCCAAGGUCUAGAAAGAAGAAAGAGCUUCUGAGCAACGAAGAGCUCCAAGCAGACAGUUUGAUCCCCGGCACCCAAAAGAUCUGGAUGAAAACGUGGGGCUGCAGUCACAACAACUCGGAUGGAGAGUACAUGGCCGGACAGCUUGCAGCCAGCGGGUACAAGAUGACUGAUGACCCAGCAGAAGCGGACUUGUGGUUGCUCAACAGCUGCACCGUGAAAAACCCUGCAGAGGACCACUUCAGAAACUCAGUCAAGAAAGCCCAGGAGCAGCAGAAAAAGGUGGUUGUUGCUGGUUGCGUUCCCCAGGCUCAGCCGCGGAUGGACUACCUCAAAGGUCUCAGCAUUAUUGGGGUCCAGCAGAUUGAUCGAGUGGUGGAAGUAGUGGACGAGGCUGUUAAAGGUCACUCUGUCCGCCUGCUGGGGCAGAAGAAAGAUGGCGGAAGGCGACUAGGAGGUGCGAGACUGGACCUGCCGAAGAUCAGGAAGAACCCCCUGAUUGAAAUCAUCUCCAUUAACACUGGGUGCCUGAAUGCAUGUACCUACUGCAAGACAAAACACGCUAGAGGAGACUUGGCCAGCUAUCCCAUAGAGGAACUGGUGGAAAGAGCCAGGCAGUCCUUCCAGGAGGGAGUGUGUGAGAUCUGGUUGACGAGUGAAGACACGGGUGCUUAUGGCAGAGACAUAGGGACAGACCUGCCUACCUUGCUGUGGAGGCUGGUGGAGGAGAUUCCUGAAGGAGCCAUGCUGAGGCUGGGUAUGACCAACCCGCCCUAUAUCCUGGAACAUCUGGAGGAGAUGGCAAAGAUUCUGAAUCAUCCGCGUGUUUAUGCCUUCCUUCAUGUUCCUGUGCAGUCGGCCUCAGACAGUGUCCUGAUGGACAUGAAGAGAGAGUACUGCAUUGAUGACUUCAGAAGAGUUGUGGACUUCCUCAAAGAAAGAGUACCCGGGGUAACAAUUGCUACAGACAUAAUCUGCGGAUUUCCUGGUGAGACGGAGGAGGACUUCCAGGACACCUUAGAGCUCGUGAAACACUAUCAGUUUCCCAGUCUGUUCAUCAACCAGUUCUACCCGAGACCCGGUACACCUGCUGCUAAGAUGGAGCAAGUCCCAGCACACGUGAAGAAGCAAAGGACUAAAAAGCUCUCGGAACUCUUCCAUUCGUACAACCCCUACGACCACAAGGUGGGAGAGAGGCAGUUUGUCCUGGUGACAGAGGAGUCUUUUGAUACCCAGUACUAUGUUUCCCACAACACCUUCUACGAACAGGUGCUCGUACCUAAAAGGGCUGAAUUCAAAGGGAAGAUGAUUGAAGUAGACAUCUACGAGGCAGGAAAACACUUCAUGAAGGGGCGACCAGUCGAAGACAGCGAGCCAUUCACUCCCUCCAUUGCUGCGCCUCUUCAGAAAGGGGAAGUGUCUGGUCUAAUGCGGGAACCCACGGCCAAUGGAGUGAAAGGAGCCGCGUCUGUGGCGCCUGACCCGGGGCUCCUGCUCGGCUCCUACAGUCUGGACAGAGAACUGCUGAAGAAACUGGGGAUAGGCUUUGCACUAGCAGCCGCCAUCUUGGCUUUUAUUGUCGAGAAGCUGUGUCGAAUGUACUGAAUCAAGAAACCAUUAGGAAAACGGCAAGAUUGAAGUCGUCACAAAAGAUGUUUUAUCCGCGCAGGUUUGGUGUUUUUGAUUGGAAUCGGCAGCAUCGAGGCUCUGUUGUCUUUGUUCACCGCUUGGUGCGUCCUGAUAUUUCUAACGCUGUGCAGCGAUUCACAGAUCAACCAGGAACAGCUGAAUGGAUUUUUCACUUCCUAGCUCGGCCAUGGCUCUGAUGGCAAGCGCUAACGCAUUUUAUUAUGUGAAAAUGAGACAUUUUCUGUCCUUUUUACAUUCAUUUCAGAGUAUUUAUUUUUACAAUCUAGCAAGAUAUUUUUAGAGCUGCGUAAUAAAUCUCAUUCAGUUUUUUCUUGUUUACUUCUGGUUCAAAGCAUUGAUGUUUUUACCUUCAGGAAAAAAAAGUAAAAAUGUUAAAAUACCUGUAAUAUACAUAUUGUUUGAAAUAACAUGCCCAGAAUGGUAUAAUUUCCUCUCGGUUUAUUGCUACACGGCACAUUGAGAGUGAUUUGUUUUUUUCCUGUACUCUCUGACCUUCCCUCCUUCCUACAUAAAGAGAGCUUUUGUUGAUCCUCUCCUAUCUGC